UGUAGUGGGUUUGCUCUAGGCCUAUUUAUAUAUGUCAGAAUUAUCAAAUGUUUCACAUCCAAUCGCCGAUAAUUAAUAAACUAAUGUGCUCUUGUGGUGUCGAUAAACAAAACCAAUGUUAAUUGUCACCGGUAGCGUGGUGCAGUACACGCACACCCAGCGACAUAAACCUGCGUAUCAUCACGUCAUUACGUACCCAGCUGCCACGAAUACACAACAGCUGAUCGAUAUUAGCCACCACGUGACCAUGUCGACAAUUAUAGCCUAGCUUUGUCUGCGACCUGGGUUUUAAAACUCAUUAGGAUCGAUGCGUUAAUAUUCGUUAAUAAGUUGGCGAUAGAAAGAGAGACGGAGAGAGGCCGCUUGAAUUAAAGGCACACCGCAGCGUGAUAUCCCGGCGUUUCAUUAAGGCCCCGGUCAGAGAUAUCUCUUUUGACAGCAAAGCAUGGACUAACAAACACAGCCCACUGUUAUCGUCUGCUUUAUUUAACUUGCAUUCGCUCCACCAGUGUGAUUUAUGUUUACUGUCGACAAUUUGUCCAACAACUGUCAACACAGUCAACACAGUUCUUAAUACCGAAAAAAAAAAAGAAGAGUGAAGAAAGAAAGCAAGAAAGAAAGAAAGAAAACCAAUAAGGAAAAUUAAACGGAAAAAAGAAAAAAAGGAAGAGGUGAACCGAAAAAAAAAAUUGCAUUAAAAGUCAACACGAAACAGAAGAAAAUAGGGUUGGAUUAAGAAAUACAGCCUACUACUAUCAUCUGCUUUAUUUAACUUACAUUCGCUCAACCAGUGUGAUUUAUGUUUACUAAUCAACUGUCAACAUAGUUCUUAAUAUCGCAAACAAAAUAAAAAGAAAGAAAAAAGAGAAGAGAGAAGAAGAAAAAAGAAAAGAACAAAAAAAGGAACAUAAAAAGGAAAAAAGAAAAAACGAAAGAAAGAGAGAGGUGGAAAAAAUGCAUUAAAAUUCGACACGAAACACUGAAGAAAAUAGGGCUGGAUUAAGAAAUACAGGCUUACUACUAGCAUCUGCUUUAUUUAACUUACAUUCGCUCGACCAGUGUGAUUUAUGUUUACUAUCGACAAUUUGUCCAACAAUUGUCAACAGAGUUCUUAAUACACAAAAAAAAUAAAAAAAUAAAAAUAAAUAAAUAAAAAAAAGGUGAAAAAAAAGAGGAAAGAGACAAAAAAGAGAGAGGUGAAAAAAAAAGUCGGCAUUAAAAGUCAACACGAAAAACUGUACAGAAAAUAGGCCACUACCGGGUGUCGCAGUCCAAGAGCGCUAGCCAGAACGGGGCAAAGUGCCAAGUACUGGAUACAUAUCUAAGUAUAUACAUAUCCAUGUUUAUAUACACUUGUGUAUAAGCCAAGUGUGGAGGCCUCAAUAAUACUGAGCUGUCAUUUCGUACACACACACACACACACCUAUAACAAGCAGUAGCUGAUUUGUCUGGUGAACCAUAGCAGCUACAUAGGAUAAAAGGAUUUUCUUUUUCUUUUUUUUUCUUUUUUCUUUUUUUCCGGCUUUACCCAGCCCCGACCGGAGAGGUGUGUUAUUCUUUAUAUACGGUGACAUAGCUGGAGAACGAGGAAAUAAAACACAGAGUAUAUAUUGGUGAUACGAGUCUCUUCGAAGUGGACAGCGGGUGUGUGCGAGUGUGUGUGCGUGGAUGUGUGUGCUUCUAGUCGAAUCGUAUAGAUGUUCGUCUCAUGUUAGUUCCAUAUGGGAGCCGUGAGCUGCAGGUGAUCGAUGGAGACCGUGGCGAUCGACAUGGCUGAUAACUCGGGUAUCCAGGCGCACCUCACCCCGGCACACCUUCUGCCGAAAAUCAGCAUGGAACAAAUGAGGAAGUUGGAGGUGAAUUUCAAACAGAACCGAAACCCGUCCGAGCUGGAAAUAUGCAUAAUAUCUGCGGAGGUGGGAAUUUCAGAACAAGACACCAAGAAAUGGUUUGAGCAUCGGCUUGCUUGCUGGCGCCAAUCGCAGGGCCUUCCAGCCAACAGCCGAUCAGUGAACGACUGACGUCGUCAUCGUCAUGACUUCGCUACAACCGCGACGGACGCCUCCCUGCUGCACUGUGAUCUUUAAACUUCAGGACUCGGCGUUUGAAUUCGAACGAACGCUAUGUAACAUUGAUGGCUAACGUUAUUCUUUGAUAUGUGUUAUACUGUAUAUUGCAUGUUUGGCACUUAGUUUUUUUGUGUUCGACUGGAAGGCAUGUUUUUAUAUAAAUAUUCAUCUUAUUCAGAUAUCAAGAACAAAAAGAUCGCUUUAAUGAUUUAUGUAUGUAUUAAUCAGGACAGCUUGCAGUGUGGUUCAAGUAAACAUACUCUGGCAGGAACUAUUACAGUUGUCGUCACAGGAGAUCUGAGGAGGAAGUAGACACCUAAACCACUUUCUCAAAAUAACUUUUGUAGUAAUAAUCAGACAAACUGUCCCAGUAUUAUCCUUCUCUCUCUCUCUCUCUCUCUCUCUCUCUCUCUCUCUCUCUCUCUCUCUCUCUCUCUCUCUCACACACACACACCAAUAUUCCGUUUGUCCUUUGUAAGCUGUCUCAAGUCUUAUCACAAUUAAAAAGAUUUUUUACAAAAUUCGUUAAGUCUAAAAUGUGGGCAAAUAGAGCUAACCACAUUUAACUGUGUAAGAUUACAUGGACAGUGGUCAUACUAACCUCUCGCGAAAACCCAAUAUCAUCAUUAUUUUGAAAUUUACGAGUUCAUGCCAUCACAGCUAUGUAUAUAUUCCACUGAGAUCUGAUUUGAUUUAUUAAACCUGUCAUAUGAAUGGCAGUCCUCCUGCAGGCGGCGCAAGAAGGGUGUAACGUCGUGCAAAGGACAUCUCGAGGAGUGGCAGUCCUCAUAUUGACGAGGCACAUGGCAUCGAUUCAUGGAAACAAUCACGGCUUUGUGAAAAUACCCUUUCGGCUCUACCUUAUGUAGAGAUACGAUUUUCAUUGCGGAAGACGGGUUCGUCGUUAAAACAACCUAGUUGUUUGAAACCUCUAACUCUUCUUUUAUCUCAAAAUCACACCUCGUGAACUUUUAAAAUGAGUUUUAUAAAAGCUCUCUUCCAUUCUGUUUCUCGGUAUUAAUGUGUACCCGUGAAUCAGUACAGUUGCCCUUGGGGACUGAAAUAGACUGAAACACGAGACAUUGAUGUAUGACGCGAGGAAAGUAACACGUGGAUUAGCGCGUCAACAGUCAUUACCUGGUAAAUACCACUAAAUACUGAUCGUAUAUCAAUCGAUUAUAUUGUCAAUUUUUUGUUCACGUCCUUUUAGUACAUUGCACCUACAACAUUAAUUGGUGGUAGUCAUGGGACAGAGCAAAUAGACUCAAGUAUACGGAAUCUCCAAAACGUGUGGUAAUGUUUUAUUGAGUAAAGACGUUAACAGAUUUUAAUUACCACGUAAUGAAAUGUUUUAGAUGACUUGUUAGAUGACUUGUUAAAUGAUCUGGGGGCGGGAUUUAGCUCAGUUGGUUGAGUGCUCGCUUGAGGUGCUUGCGUCGCAGGAUCGAACCACCUCGGUGGAUGCAUUUAGCUGAUUAGGUUUUUUCUCAUUCCAACCAGUGCACCACAAC
Gigantopelta aegis is the source of this 3580-nucleotide messenger RNA. RefSeq names its product homeodomain-only protein-like. NCBI's taxonomy places the organism in Eukaryota, Metazoa, Mollusca, Gastropoda, Neomphalida, Peltospiridae. The transcript has 2 exons. Gene Ontology annotation, biological process: regulation of transcription by RNA polymerase II; cell differentiation. Gene Ontology annotation, cellular component: nucleus. Gene Ontology annotation, molecular function: DNA binding. The coding region runs from base 1749 to 2021 and encodes 90 amino acids. The record is from RefSeq and is a predicted model, not a curated record.